AUGCGAGUUGCUGUUACUGCCGCGCCAUUUCUUCAGUUUCAUCUCACCCGGAUCCGCGUCUUCACUGCUUAUACACUCGUUCAUUAUAGCAAAACGAACCGUUGCAAGCUCCAGCAAAUUCUCGCCCGCCACCUUGAGAACACUGCAUCUAUUCACCGAACCCCCUUCCAAAAGUCCAACGACCUACUCGCAGUGACUCGCAAGACAACCCAACUCACAUCUCCUCACGUCGACUGCUCGGACGCUCGUCACAUGCUGUUCGACAUUCCUUCAGAACACAAUGGAGUUCACGAAAUCGAACCACAAAACGCCCUCCGUAUUGAACAACAUCUCUCUGCAUGUUUUUGCAAAGCAAACCGACUUUAUAAGACGCACGGGCGUGCCAGUCAAAGAUUCCAACCUGACCACCACGUCUAUUCGCAGCAUCCCCCGAGCUCGUCUGCGAACACACUCCUCCGACUAGUGAUGUCGACAGAAAUGAUGUGCGAACAAAUCAUCAGAUACGACUGCGGCCACAUGUGCCGUCGCAUGAUCCCCUGCAUCCAGCGAGAGCCCAAGCACCACCACUCACUCACCUGCUUCUCUGCCCUCUCCCUCCACUCCUACGAACCAGAGCGCCACGAGACGCCCAAGCUCGAGCGGCGUGCUACUCUCUGCCCAAAAUGCGAAGCAAAAGGCGAAGACGGUAAAGUGUAUGUAAACGGUACAAGGCGGGCAAGCGCUCCUCCGUUCGCGGCAGGGCGGGAGCCCAAGUCGGUGCAGCAGGGCGAGAAAAGCACGGCCACCAAGGUGAGUGCGAGCGUCGGCCGUUCAGUAUCUUAUCCGGUAAGAUCUCCUCCUCCCCGUCUGAGGCGAGUUCGGGAUACGGGCAACAGCUCACUGCGCAACGAGUAUAAUCGUCUCGAGCCGCAUCUUGAUCCACGUCCUGCGCCACGCCCCGAACCACGAACUGCAUCGCAUACCGAACCUCAUACCGACGCUCGUCUCGUACCACCCCGGAAUCUUGGCUUUGGGGCUCGUCGUGGUCGAAGACACCGCCCAGAGGACAUAGUCACGCAAAAUCUCGACUUGGACUGGUUCGCCUCCUCCUUGGUCCCGCUCUGCGAGAGGUCUCCAACAAGCCCUACCAGCGUCACUGGUCUGCUAGAGUACAGCCAGGGCAACCGAAACGUGUCAACCUUAUCGCUUGGUAGGCUCAGCCGGUCGACUUCGGUUCUGAAGAUGCUUCAAAGGGGUCUCCAAAGACAGCCUUCGAUGGAAUCAUUUGUCUGCGCAUCAGCACGAGAGGUGGAGAGAGGCGAAGAAUAA
Molecule: messenger RNA, 1308 nt
Organism: Trichoderma reesei QM6a
Lineage: Eukaryota; Fungi; Ascomycota; Sordariomycetes; Hypocreales; Hypocreaceae
Exons: 2
Coding region: 1-1308 (435 amino acids)
Source: RefSeq, a predicted model, not a curated record